Molecule: messenger RNA, 1251 nt
Organism: Sesamum indicum (sesame)
Lineage: Eukaryota; Viridiplantae; Streptophyta; Magnoliopsida; Lamiales; Pedaliaceae
Source: RefSeq, a predicted model, not a curated record
AUGAGUCGAAAGGGGAAGGAGGCAUGUAAUACGUCUUCGGAGCCAAAGUCACGGGCUGACGAUGCUUGGUGGGAUAUGCCACAGGUGUCUUUGCUCAUUGAAUUGAUGUAUGAGCAUUACAAGAAAGGACACCUCAUCUCAUCAACAUUUAGUCAGCAAAUUUGGCGUGAGAUCGGGAUUGAAUUGUCCCAAUGUAAUAAAACACAAUACACAGUUGGGCAGCUUAAAGGUAAGGAAACAGGCUUCGAAUGCUUUGGCGUUAAUCCGAGAGAGUCUGGCUUGAAAAAGAAGGGUCUUCCUCAUUUCGAUUUAUGUACUGAGAUGUUCUCAUCUUCUGUGGCCACCGGCAGUAAUGCCCGUUCCUCUGCCAUGCCUCCAGUCUCCAACAAUGACAAUGAUGAAGUUGAUGUAAGCUAUCCUGCAAUGGAUAGUGGUAAUCCACUCUCAUCCGGGCCCGAGAAAAUUCCAACAGCAACAAGAGGCGUGCAGCGAAAAGGGGGGCAAAGUGAUUGGUUGAAGCGAAUUGAUGCCUGCAUUGAUGCCAUAACCGCUUGCAGUAAAGCCAAAACUCGAAAGUUGGCAAAAAUUUCCAACGAUGAUAUUGAAGAGUGCAUGGCUGCGCUGUGUAAAAUGGAGGGACUACCGCGGGAUUUAUUCUUUGCAGCGCAAGAUCAGUUUGUGUUGAAGGAUUGUGUUGGCGCAAUUGACGGAACACUUAUAGCAGCAAGUGUUCCAGUGUCCAUGCAAAAUGCAUACCGUUCACGUCACGGUGAUAUAUCACAGAAUGUUAUGGCUGUUUGUGAUUUUGACUUGAUGUUUACGUAUGUCAUGGCUGGAUGGGAGGGUAGCGCAAAUGAUGCCCGUAAAUAUUACUUAGUGGAUUCCGCUUAUCCUAAUUUUUCUGGAUUCUUGGUGUCGUACCGUCAAGAUCAUUAUCACAUCAACUUGUUUAGAGAACAGAUUCCCUAUUCUGAAAGGACCUAUGGCGCCAUACAACUUAGUCAUCAGCGGGAUGUGGUCAUCGCAUGUUGUGUCAUCCACAACUUUAUACGAAAACUUGGCAUAGAUGACCAAUUUUUUGAAUGUGGGGAACGAGGAGAGUUUGACAAUCCUGACAAUGAAGCAAACGAUCAGUUUCGUCGUUUGCCUCAACAAUCGCAAGAAGAUAUUGAUACGCAAGCAGCAUUCCGUGAUGCAAUGGCCGCCCAUUUGUGGAAUGAUCCAGGGACCGAUAACGACAAUGUUGAUUGA